CUGAGCUCAAACUGGACGAUCGUCCCCAGUUCACGUUUAAGAUGCGGAUCGACCCUGACGAGAAGGAGCGGGCGGGAGACCACCGCUUUGUGGGGCCUGUGGAGACCCUGUACCGCGGGACAGCACUCCUGGGGAAGCGUCUGCGUACAGAGGCAAAGCUGCUGCAAUUCUUCUACAAAAUCGUCGAGAACCCUGAGAGACAGAACGUACCAGAAUUUCGCGAAAAGAGUUUUCUGGUGGAUUCACAGAACAACAAGGUGUACUUUUGUAACUACGCCAGACGCCGCAAGGGACUAAAUGCCUGCUUCUCCCAUGAUGAAAACAGCAAGUCGGAACAUGAGAACUGGCGGGGUAUGGGACAUGAAAGCAAUAGCUUGAUCUCACAUCCGUUCCGUUUCUGUAGAUCAUUUGCAAACUGUCUGAAUUGGUAGC
Branchiostoma floridae (Florida lancelet) is the source of this 432-nucleotide messenger RNA. RefSeq lists its product as uncharacterized. Lineage: Eukaryota; Metazoa; Chordata; Leptocardii; Amphioxiformes; Branchiostomatidae. The record is from RefSeq and is a predicted model, not a curated record. The transcript has 4 exons. The coding region runs from base 42 to 431 and encodes 129 amino acids.